Molecule: messenger RNA, 3480 nt
Organism: Onychostoma macrolepis
Lineage: Eukaryota; Metazoa; Chordata; Actinopteri; Cypriniformes; Cyprinidae
Product: SLAM family member 5-like
Exons: 7
Coding region: 898-1752 (284 amino acids)
Source: RefSeq, a predicted model, not a curated record
UUUCAUCCUAUCGUAUACAUGCACUGCACCAGAAAACCUGUUCACGUGCUUAUUAAUUUUAUAUCAGCCUUCGUAUUAACUAUUUAACUUUAAUGUCUUCCAUCACAUGCGCACUCAAAAAAAAAAAAAAAAAAAAAGACGAAGAAAAAAAAGGCAUGUUAAAAACGCUUUCUCUUCAUCUUUUUAAUUGGGUAAUUAAAACAACGUUCGCGUUUACACGAUGCUUGAUGUUUUCCUCAGAAACCCUGGAAUAGAACGUAGAACUUAAAUAAAUCUCUCUCUCUUGUCUUAAAUUAAAAGUUUUUUAUGAUAGGCAAACUAUUACAAAAACGCAGAGGCAAAUUACCUGUAUGUGGUAGGCUAUUUAAUUAUUUGUCGGACUGAAACUCUGCCCUCCAUUUUGAUGGAGGUGUAUGAGUAGUGAGACGCCGCCUUUUUGUUGUAGGUUUUCUUUUCUCUCUCUCUCUCUAUGUGAAGAGCUCUCUGAAUAUUAUUUUCAGACAUGUUGCGUUUUAUGCUUCCAGACUGUUUGGGUUAUUAACGAAUAUGCUGGUUUAUGCAUUUCUCUGUUUUUGUUUAUGGCUUUUGGGAGGUUUUGAAAACUUCGACACAGAAAUGUUGAAGAAAACAAACAAAAAAACAAAACGUGGCUUUAAUGUCAUAAUUAAAUUACUUCUUUAAAUUUACAGAUUUUUUUUUUAAAUAAAAAGAGAUAUAAAUAAAUAAAUAAAACUUUAUUUAUACACGAGUCAUCAAUGUCAACUUCAUUAAACUGUUAAACCUUUUGCAGAUGUAGUGCUGACAGAGUCAAAUGCUCCCUUCCUGAAUCCAUUCUUUUUGAAACAGAUCUCAAGCCCACCAACAGUAAACAGUGUGUCUGAUACAGAUAAAACAGAGAUGAUAUCAGUGAUGGAGGGAGGUUCUGUCACUCUAAACACUGCUGUUACUGAAAUACAGACAAAUCAUCUAAUACUGUGGACAUUUAGACUCCAAAAUUCAGAGACUUCUAUCGCUGAAAUCUAUAAGCAUAUCAUCUCUGUAUAUGAUAUUGGUGAGAAUGAGAGAUUCAGAGACAGACUACAGAUAGAUAAUCAGACGGGAUCUCUGACCAUCACAAACAUCAACAAUGUACACUCUGGACUUUAUAAACUACUCAUCAAGAAUGAAAGGGUCAAAUACAAGACUUUCAAUAUUGCUGUCCAUGGUAUUCUGCCUGUUCCUGUCAUUAUCAGAGACUCUUCACAAAAUUCUUCAUCAUCAUCAGGUUCAUCAGUGUCCAGAUGUGUGCUGCUGUGUUCAGUGGUGAAUGUGAGUCAUGUGACUCUCUCCUGGUUCAAAGGAAACAGUUUAUUGUCCAGCAUCAGUGUGUCUGAUCUCAGCAUCAGUGUCUCUCUUCCUCUGGAGGUGGAAUAUCAGGAGAAAAACACCUACAGCUGUGUGAUCAACAAUCCCAUCAGAAACCAGACCAAACAUCUGGACAACAGUGAACUUUGUCAGCCAAGUUCAGAAUCCAACCAAACUUCACUUCUUCUUGUUGUGUUGCUGUUGGUCUUGCUGCUGCUAGUGGUCCCAGCUGUAGCUGUGUUGAUCUGUCGCCGCAGAAACUACACACAAGCGAAACAAGAAGCUCAGAGUAAUGAGGAGGAGGAGGUUUAUUAUACUGAUGCGACAUUUAUUAAACAGAGAGAUCAGGAUACGGAAACUAAUGCACACGAUCGGACGGUGUAUUCAGAAGUUGUUUUGAGACGAUGAUCAUGUAGACUGUAUUAUCAUACAGCUCGGUUUAUUACAGGGCAGAGCAUGUUGAGGUGUAUGUCAGUGUGUAGUAAAGCUCAAAACCCCAGUUAAACUGCAAAUGCACUGGUUGUAGCUCUGUUUGCUACAAAUGGCUAAAUCUCGGCAUUUAAUUUAAGUAAUUUCUAAAAGAAUUUGAUCUUUAUGAAGUAAGACCACAUUUCAGGGGUUUUCAUAUACUCAUACACAAAUACAAAAAGGUCAAAUGUGUUCAGUACUGUAGGAUGCUUGUAUAAUCGUUGAGCUAAUGGCUCCCUCUGCAGACUCUUUGUGAGACUUACAGGAUGGUAUAAUGGGUUUGGCUCUCUGCUGGUAGAUAACCAUCUGUGGGACAAAAAGCUAAAUUUUCAAAAUGAAGGAAAAUGAAUUUUGGUAACUUUCAAAAUUUCAAAUGACUGCCUUUGACCAAAAUGACCAUGAACACAGGUCAUUUUUAAUUUAUUGCUGCCUACCAAUAUUUCUAAAUUAUCUGUUCAAGAUGAUAAACCCAGAUACUUUUGAUUAUUUAUGUCAUUAUGAUGUAUCUGUAUAUUUUAAUUUAAUGUAAUCAGCAAGCAAGAAGUUUCUAUGAGCAUUCGGUAGGUAGUGAAUGCUUCGGUCCAGGUACUUAGCCUACAUGUGAUACAUUUACUCAUAUGAAGUUUUUAUUUUUCUGAAGAAAGGUGUAAUGUAAAACACAGUAAAUAGUGCACUAUUUAACUUUUUUUUUUUUUAUGCAUAGUUAUCAGUAUUAUCUAUGUCUGUGUAAAGCAGAUAAUUUAUGGACACCAGAUGAAGCUCUCGAAGUAAUGUCAAUACAUCUGAAUGAAUAUCUCCUGACAAACCCAGUUCAGGUGAUUUAACGUCACUGAUGAAUUGAGUUUUAUCUUUAUUCAAAACGUUUGAAUGUAAGAAUUUUAGUAAUGCACUGAAGUCUAUAUAAAUGCUGCCUGUCACCUUUUUUGCUUCACUUAAGUUCUUUAGUACUUGAUAUUUUUAGGCUGUUGAAGUGAUUUGUUUUUUACUGAACAAGCAUUAUUAAACAUUCUCUCUGCACUGAUUAUUUUUUUGUCUCUUUAUGCCACAGUAAUGCAGAGGAUUGUCAUGUUCAAUGAAAUUCAUAUAAACUUAUUCAUGGAAAAAAUGUUUAAUUCUAUUUUUUAUGAAUCCCAGGAUCAGAUGUUGUUUUCGGUCAUAAGAUUGGAUUCUGUUGUUUGUCUGUUACAACACUGAUCGUGUGGAUGAAGUUAUAAGUUGUUUAAAUACAGUGUUCAGUUGUAUUUAACAUCAUAACCUUAACAUCAUGCAUAAGUGUACAUUGGCUUAUUCUGCAAGUAAAAGUGAUAAAAUAACCAAAUGAUAAAAUGUUUAUGCAUAUAUGUUAAAAAAUAAAUAUCUUAAAAAAUAGAUAAAAAAUCUGAAAUAUAAAGUUGUAAUGCAUAUAUACUAGAUCAUUUCUGUUUGAUUACAAAUGUUAAGGAAAAUGUGUUAAAAUUUCAGUGUGUUUUUAUUUGAGUGGUUAACUGAUUUCUACAAUCUAUUCAUGAAUAAACCUCAUUACAGUUAGACAUUUAUUUAUUUUUGUCGAAUUCACUAAACUGUUCAAACUUGUGCAGAUGUAUUGUGAACACAGCAGCACAUUCAAUCAAGUACUCCCUCCAAGAAUCCAGAAUUUAAUGUGAAAUAUUACAGAAGUCAUGUACUCUA